Exophiala mesophila is the source of this 1871-nucleotide messenger RNA. RefSeq lists its product as uncharacterized. Gene Ontology annotation, molecular function: RNA helicase activity; ATP binding; nucleic acid binding. The coding region runs from base 1 to 1776 and encodes 591 amino acids. The transcript has a single exon. The record is from RefSeq and is a predicted model, not a curated record. NCBI's taxonomy places the organism in Eukaryota, Fungi, Ascomycota, Eurotiomycetes, Chaetothyriales, Herpotrichiellaceae.
AUGGCUCCUUCAAAGUCUCUGCCCGAGGAACCCUCUGAGCUCGAGUCAAUAGCCACAGAAUCCGAGCAUUUAUCGUCCUCAUCGAGCGAUGUCGAAGAGUUCCCAAAUCCUACACCAAAACGCAGACGAAUCGCAACACCCAGCCAGACCCACGAUCGAUCCUCCUCGCCCUCCUCGUCAUCACCACCACCACCAAGGAAACAACAGACAAACGUGGCAGGAACUCCUUCACUAUCGCGAGUCAAACCUGCGCCCCAGCCGACUGAUGCAUUUCCUCAUGUACCAUCUACUACACGACAUGUUACCUCGUCCCAUCCUAUGCCUACCACGUUCUCUUCCCUCUCGAUCUCACCCUGGCUAAUAUCAUCUCUGCGCGCCUUGUCAAUCACACAACCGACGCCUAUCCAGGCAAGCUGUAUACCUGCCAUUCUGCAGGGUCGAGACUGCAUAGGAGGGUCAAGAACAGGCUCUGGAAAGACGGUGGCGUUUGCCGUUCCCAUCCUACAACAGUGGUCCGUCGAUCCUUUCGGAAUCUACGCCCUCGUCCUCACCCCGACGCGAGAACUUGCUCUACAAAUCUAUGAGCAGUUUACAGCUCUGGGCACGCCUCAGAAUCUCAAGACAGUGUUGGUGACAGGUGGGAGUGACAUGAAAGCGCAGGCCGUGGCAUUAUCUCAACGACCUCAUGUCGUUGUGGCAACCCCGGGUCGAUUAGCAGAUCAUGUUUUACACUCGGGGGCCGAAACAAUCGCUGGUCUUUCGCGAUCCAGGGUGGUGGUGCUCGACGAGGCCGACAGACUUCUGGCAUCAGGCCCUGGAUCCAUGCUUCCAGAUCUUAACACCUGUCUCUCAGCGUUACCCCCGCCCUCUAACCGACUCACCCUUCUCUUUACCGCUACAAUCACGCCUGAAGUCAGGGCACUGAAAGAUGCUCCCCGAGGGAAAGACCGACUACCAGUUUUUGUUUCAGAGAUCGUCGACGCCGAUGCACAUCCAGGCGCGUCCAAGUCGGAAGGAAUUGGCGGCGUGGGACAACCAGUCGCCACACCGAGCCUCCUCCCGCCCACCCUUCGACAGACCUACCUUCAAGUACCCAUGACACACAAAGAUGCCUUCCUUCAUGUGCUGCUGACGGUACCGUCGUUGAGCUCGCCGUCGAAAAGUAGUAAUGUACCGCCGUCCAUCAUCAUCUUCACCAACCGAACCGACACAGCCGACAUUCUCCACCGCACGCUGCUACAUCUGUCCCACCCAGUGACAUCCCUGCAUUCGUCACUGCCUCAAAGCCAACGGUCUAGCAACCUAGCCUCGUUCCGAUCGUCGAAAUCUCGCAUCUUGAUUGCGACCGACGUGGCCAGCCGUGGAUUGGAUAUCCCGACAGUAAGCUUCGUGAUCAACUACGACCUGCCCCGGAACCCGGUAGACUAUAUUCACCGGGUAGGACGAACGGCAAGAGCCGGGAGAGAAGGAACUGCCAUCUCGUUUGUUGGCCAGAGGGACGUGCAGCUGGUGCUGGCGAUUGAGGAAUAUCUUUCUCGGGGAGGCGAAGACAGUGCCCACCACACUGAAGAGGGCGGACGGGGACAAGAGAAAGAAAAGGCACGUAUGGAAGAGUGGUCAGAAGAAGGAGUUAAUGUGGAGACGAGAGUGAUUCGAGGGAGGACAUUGAAGGACGUAGCCGAAGCGAGGAUGGAGGCGUUGAGGGAGGUGGAGCAAGGGAGAGAUGUGAGUGGGUGGAGAGGGCGAAGGAGGAAACAAAAGGCCGACAGGGCUUGACCGGCCAAUGGAUUUUUCUUUUUGACUUGGGAUGAAUCAACAGGACGUGGGCGACCAACUUACACCUGCAUGAGACGGACGGAAUGCAGGGAUAG